Molecule: messenger RNA, 1039 nt
Organism: Ostrinia furnacalis (Asian corn borer)
Lineage: Eukaryota; Metazoa; Arthropoda; Insecta; Lepidoptera; Crambidae
Product: glycine N-acyltransferase-like protein 3
Exons: 4
Coding region: 146-988 (280 amino acids)
Cellular component (GO): mitochondrion
Molecular function (GO): glycine N-acyltransferase activity
Source: RefSeq, a predicted model, not a curated record
AGCUAGGAUUAUUUUUAUCAGUUUAUCUUAAAUGAGAAAAUUGUGAAUGAAACUAGUCAUGUUCGCAUAAGAAUACUUAUCAAAGUUUAAUUCUAUAAUGAUAUUAUUGUUAUUGUGAAACUAAACCAAUCGUGUAUUCACUACCAUGGAUUCCUUACUAGAAGUACCAAACAGUGAAUUGCCAAAACUACGAGAUCUCUUUCGAACUCACUGGCCGCAUGGAGUAGAGGGCUUUUGCCUCCUCAACGCCAAUAUUUUAUAUCCUGCUCUUACAGAGUUUUUUAGUUUCAAAUUCUAUUGCCCAGGCGGCAAGAUUGCUAAUGGAUUGGUUGCAAUUAGUGAUAAGGAAUACUACCAAGUGUAUAUUUGUCCUGUAACAGAAGAUGUAUCUAUAAUGGAAAAUGCAUUGUAUAAAACAUCUGUCAUUGACUGGAAUAGAGUUGUCACUGUGCCUUCAGCUAGUGCCAAUGUUGUGGCAGCCCUGAAAAGGCUUUGUAGUCGAUUGGAUUUAAAAAUUAUAUACGAAAACCGAUGCUGUAAACAUCUACUUGACAGAGAUAAUAAACCAUUUGAUUUAAGUGACCCAGUAAACACAUAUGUUGGUCCUAUGAAACGUGAGCACCUAAAACUAGUGAAUGAAACUUGGACGUUCUACAGUGAUCGUUCUUACAGCUUGUUUGAAACCUUAAUGAACAACGGUCUCACCUACAUGCUGUACUCCUCUGAGGACCAUUCUCCUCUUUCCUGGAUCACUGUGGACGAAGCUGGUGCCUUCACACAUCUGUACUGCUUAGAUGCUUACAGAAGGAAGGGUUACGCUGAAUAUAUUACCAAGGUGACUGUCAAUGACCUCCUCCAGCAAGGAAAAGAUGUACUGGCAUACACAUUAGAGGACAACGUCAAACCUCAAAAAUUAUUCGAAAAGCUGGGUUUUGAUUUUCUUGGAUACGUGUGGUGGAUCCGUUUGACGAAGGAUAAAGGAAAUUAAUUUCUAAGUACUUCGUUAUGUUUUCAAGUACCUAAAGUGUAAAUAAAUAGU